Messenger RNA from Eimeria maxima, 1050 nucleotides. RefSeq lists its product as hypothetical. The record is from RefSeq and is a predicted model, not a curated record. Bases 1 to 1050 code for a protein of 349 amino acids. The transcript has 6 exons. NCBI's taxonomy places the organism in Eukaryota, Apicomplexa, Conoidasida, Eucoccidiorida, Eimeriidae.
AUGGCACGUUUUCAAACAGCGAGGGGGGAUCCACAGUGGAAGAUUGCAUUCAGUGUCCAGCAGGGACAAGGACAACCUGAGGUAACUGGGCGGUGCUCUGACGGGUAUUAUUGCCCCGAAGGGAGUACAAAGACCAAUGCGGUGGCAUGCCCACCGGGUCACUUUUGCAAGGCACUUGAAAGUGUAUUUACCAAUGUUGCUCUCGAUGGAGUUGUGGAACUCACAAUUCCGGGAGAUUUCGUUGGAAGUGGCACUCCUGAGAAAGUAACAAAUGGUGAAACUGGCUUAGGCACUGGCUGGGUUUCAAAAAGCACAUCCACUGGUGGCCACGGUUUGACAGUUGAUUUUGGCGACCUAUUCUUUAUCAACGAAGUUACCCUAAUUUCCGGAACUGUAAGAGGGGAGAAUGUCCUCUCUUCAUUUUCAGUACAUUUCUUCCACUCUGCAUCGUCUACAUACGUUGAGCUAUUUUCUGUGUCAUCCAACAAGGAAUCUACGUACUCUUUGAGUUUCGGAGAGGUGGCUACCAGGAAGCUCAUGCUCUCAACUACGGAUUCCCAAGUCUACCUUUCAGAACUUCAGGUUUCGGGGACUAGUUCACCUGGCCCCGCCGCUCCUACGCCUUGUCCUAAAGGCUGGUAUCAGGACUUGAAGGGUCAGGUGGCAUGCAAGAUAUGUCCCGAUGGAUAUUUCUGCAUGGACAGCGCAGCUACACCAACAAAGUGUCAUGAGGGUUAUUACUGCCCCAAAGGGUCAUACAAUGGAUACGAAAACCCAUGCCCCGUUGGCACGUAUAAUAAUACAAAAGGUGCCAAAGCCGUGUCAGAAUGCUUACCUUGCCCUACUGGGAAAUUUUGUGGCUCGCGUGGCCUCACACAACCAACUGGAGAAUGCUUGGCAGGGUUUUACUGCAAAGGCGGGGCGUGGUCACCUGCUCCUCACCCUGAGGAGAAAAAUCCAGACGGAAUUUCCGGUUCAGCAGGUGGCCUCUGCCCCAUUGGCUACUACUGCACAGAAGGGACACAAUCUCCACAAGCUUGCGGAGAGUAA